Cyprinodon variegatus (sheepshead minnow) is the source of this 3195-nucleotide messenger RNA. Its product is annotated as transmembrane protein C15orf27-like. Gene Ontology annotation, molecular function: voltage-gated channel activity. The record is from RefSeq and is a predicted model, not a curated record. Gene Ontology annotation, cellular component: plasma membrane. Lineage: Eukaryota; Metazoa; Chordata; Actinopteri; Cyprinodontiformes; Cyprinodontidae. Bases 603 to 2237 code for a protein of 544 amino acids. The transcript has 11 exons.
CUGAGAGAAGCCGAGGCUCCGUUUCAGCACCUGGACAGCUCCCCUCUGUCAGGGUUCCCUGCUGCGCACACCGGGGGAAGCCCUCGGCUGGGGAGCGCAACCCGGUCCCUUAACUCAACUUGUCUCAUCCAGGGGAGAAGGGCCGCUGCUUAAAUCCUUGUGACUAUACUUAAGAAAAGCUAACAUGGCUCUUGACGAAUGACGCUGCUUCAUGCAUUCGAGCUACAGUCUCCGCUUGGUUUUGCACCGAAAUCCACGCAGCACAAGGGAGCAGCGAGAACAGCUACGGUGCUCGUCCAGUGCAAAAGUGCAGCGGGUUGCUGCAACCUACACGCACUGCGAGCCUGCUGCUGCUGCUGCUGCUUCACUCACAGUGAUCACCACCGAGGGAGACAUUAGUUUCUAUAGGGGAGCAACUGGAGGCACAGUUACGCAUCAACAAUGUAAAUCUUUUACAGAUGUGCUCUACCCAGGUUCAGCAUGAAACCAGGAUCUCCUAGGUGGAAAGGUGAACUGCAGCUCUAGAACAGGCAGAAGUGAGCUGGGAUUGCGAGGAAAGACAUCAACAACUAAUUGCUUUCCCUUCUACAUCACCCAUCACGAUGGCUAAUGCUGAAGAAGUGGAACAGGCAAGUCUGUCAGACUUGGAGAUCAUCUCCCAGCCGGUGGAGGAUGAGAACCAACGCCUGGCUCCUCCGGUCCAGCUGGUGAGCUUUGGCUACAGAGAUCUGCCCCUUGCAGCUCUGGACCUGUCACUGGCCGGUUCUCAGCUGCUGUCCAAUGCAGAUGAAGACGAAAACCGGGAAGGGUCCAACUGGCUGAAGCCUUGCUGUGGGCGUCGAGUGGCUCUGUGGCAGGUCUGCCUGCUCAGCGCUGGCUUUAACUGUGUGCUGGUGGCCUGCGUUAUUCUGGUGGUGCUUUUUCUGUCUUUGGAGUUGCUCAUAGACACCAAACUAUUACAAUUUUCCAGUGCAUUCCAAUUCGCCACCGUUAUUCACUGGAUCAGCCUUAUCAUUCUGUCGCUGUUUUUUUCAGAGACUGUCUUUAGAAUUGUAGUGCUCGGGAUCUGGGAUUACAUUGAAAACAAAGUGGAGGUAUUUGAUGGAGCUGUUAUUGUGCUUUCUCUGGCCCCAAUGGUGGCCUCCACAGUGGCCAAUGGACCCAGUAGCCCCUGGGACGCAAUCAGCCUCAUCAUCACCCUGCGCAUUUGGAGGGUCAAAAGAAUCAUAGACGCGUAUGUACUGCAAGUCAAAGUGGAGAUGGAACUGGAAAUCCAGCAGUGUGAGAAGACGAAGGCUGUGAGGGAAGAGCAGCUGGAGCGUCUCACUCAGAUCUGUCAGGAACAGGCUUUUGAGAUCCGGCAGCUUCGGGCACAUCUGGCCCAGCAGGACUUGGACCUGGCAGCAGAGCGUCAGGCAGCUAUGCAGAUCCACCACGCAUGGGGCAAACAAGGCAGAAGCUUCCAGGUAGUGGAAGGUUUGACACCCGGGGAGUCCGACGACGAGGGUGGGCAGAGAAACCCCAGGGAGUUGCAGACAAAUACAGAUACCAUGGUGCGUGAUGAUAUGAACAACUACAUUAGCCAAUAUUACAGUGAAGCCAGCAGCGAUACUGGAGCGCCUGGCCUAGGGGCCCGGGUCAUCACUACGGCAGCCAUUGACGUCCACCUCCCUAACAGUACCAACUCCAUCCAGUCAAAUGCGAAGCUUGCCAUGGAGCGGGUAGGCAGCGCUGUAAGUGACGUGUCCACCAGCAUAUCCCAGUCCAGUGGCAGCCUAACGGUCCGCCCUCUCAGUCUGAGCAGCCACACCCCAGGUUCAUCCAUGACAGACUGCAGCAGCAGCACCGCUAAGGACGUCAGCUCCCAUCGCUGUUGCCCUCCUUCCCUCUCAGGGCGGGACCCCUGCAGGGACCCCAGUGCUGUGGUGCAGGAGCUGCUAUCCUCCCUCUCAGAAGACUCCUGCCUUGCUCAGAAGGGCUUGGCAGUAGACCCCGUCAACCUUAAGCUUCCUAGCCCCACUGGCUCAGAAAAGGGCAGCCCUGAGCUGGACAAUAGAAUAAACCUGUUCAAUCGCAGGAACCAGGAGGAAAGGCGAGGGCGGGGAAGAGGGUGUGUUCAGCUGCAGACGAAGCCACUAAUCCACCUGCAGGGCAGCACUACUGAGCCGUCUCUGGAGGAGAAGUACAGACUUCUUGGCCCGGCCGACUCGCCUCUGGGGCACAUGCCUGACACAUAAGCUACAUUAACGGAGAAACAGAAGCUGUUGGUUUACUUUUAUCCCCAUCCUGUAUGGCAUAUGUUUAAUCUUUUGUGACAGGUCAGUCCUCUUGAGAGGAACGCCAUAAGAGUCGAAAAUUAGGUUUUAUUGGUUGCUUUUCGAAGCCAUUCCUUAUUAAUUCAAACUAAGCUUGAGUCUCAGCUUCCAGAUGACGCCUAUGUUCCUUCAAAACACAAAACAGAAUUAGAGGUUUUAUUCAAUCCCCUUUGUAAAUCUAUUCAGUUUCCUUGGUGUCCCAUACAUGGGUUUUGAAAUUAAAUAUAUACCAAGGUAUAACAGAACAUAGACUGAAAUAUCCUACUUACAGGGAAUCUAUUGUGUUCUCUGAGACACUUAGAAUCAGGAAUUCACACUUUGCAGGUAUCAGAAAUGUCUCGUCCACUACCAGAAUAAAAACCAGCAAAGGGCCGAUCAUGCUACACGGAACAAAACAAAUCCUGAACAAACUAUGUUGAACAAGUGUCUUCUAUUGGAUUAUUUAAUAUUUGUUCCUUUUUUUUGUACUUUUAACUAUAAAUGUUGUGCAUGUUCUCUGUUCAAACAGCUACAGGGUAUUUAAAACAUUAUGGCCUAUUCAAAUAGCAUUUAUUUAUUUUUUUUUUUUACUUUUACCUUUCUGUUAUCAAUAUUUUUCAUCGAUCACAGAAAUAUCAAUGAAAUAUGUUUUGUUUUUUUUAAAUCAUGGACCACGAAUGAAAACUUUAAUUCAGCGGCAUUUUUGUCUUUACAGAAUUCUUAGUGAGGGUAAACGAAAAGAAAAGUUAACUAAAUGGUCUCUUCUCAUGAAGCUAGACCAGAGUGCUUGUAGCAUGAACCUUUAAAUGAUACGUGCCAGAAAUGGCGAUCAAAUUCUUUGCACUUUAAUGUUUACUGACACUUUUGUAAACUUGAUACAGAAAAAAAAUGUUUCCAAUUG